AUGACGCUCUGGGUUGUCCCGAUCACCCGAAGAGCAAAAACUGCUGUAAACAAGCUCUGCCUCACCCUUGGGUACCGUGAUGGAGCCCAGGACUUCAUCCGCACCUUCGCGCGCACCCAAGACCAAGCGGACUCGCAGGGGAGCAGCAAAAUCACGACUGGGAUGCGCACGGUGCAAAGCCAGGCGGAAUGCAAAAACUGCACCAAGCUUGGUUCCAAGUGCCCUGGGUUUGAGGCAAAGUUGCGCUGGUCAAGGAAGCAUGAGCGGGCCAGAACAACGUCACACCCAGAAGUGACAACCUCGGAACAAGACCGAAGCCGACUUCCUCCCAGCACAAGCCAAGCGAUUGAAAUGAUGUUGUCGACGGAAUUACCAACUAAUGUAGACGUCGCGAUGAAUGAAUUUGCCGAUAUAUCUAUCGACCCUAACCUGAGUUGGCUGACUGAAGGCCCGUCAACAUGGGAACCUACAGAAUUUGGCGGGGAUACGCAACACAUCGAUGAUACUGCCUGGGACUCAUUGCAUGAUGGCGAGCUUAUUCCAACAUCCUCAUUGCAGUAUGACUUGUCUUGCCCAUCUAACCAAGGAAUCCCAAAAGCGCCCGUUCACUUGCCAACCACCUUAAUUGAGCAUUGGUUCCGUUUCAUUUGUCCAAUGCGAUCUACAUUUGACUCUGAGAUUAAUUACAACCGUCAAUUGGCCUGGAGCUCAUGGAGUACAUCUGAGACUGUCUUCUAUAUGAUGCAAGUUAUGUCGGCGGCCUGCCUGAUGACUACCAUGCCACAGCUGAGGGACACAUUACCAUCAUUAAAGCAGCAAGCAACUUUAGCUAUCAAUCACGCUAUAUCCCAGGUUCGGGCGUCUUUGCCAACCAAAGUGACUUCUGAUCUGGUCUUUGCCGUGUUUGGAUUGGGCACUUCGUCACAUUGGAUCGUCACUACUUUCCCAGCUCAGCAACCUUGGCUAGAAUCGGCCCGCGAGUUACUCUUCAUGUGGAAGUUGAACCUUGCUCCGGGCGAUGCCUUGAUCCAUGCCUACUUUUGCCAGGCACUCACGUACUGGGAGAUGCUCGUCGCCGCAAUAGGUCGCGGCUCAAUGCCAGUCAAAGUCGACCAGAGGCGGAAAAAGUACCAUAGCAGGCUUCGAAAAGCAAUGAACCUGCAGACAACUGUUUCCGACGCCAUGUGCGAAGUUGAAACUUGCUACGAUUCGGGCCCAAAUCCCUUCGGGACUCGGCCCAAUUCAUGGUGCGGCCUCUCCAACGAGGUGAUUAGUGUCUUUGGACAAGUGUUGGCUCUAUGCCGCAGCGUGUGCUAUCGAGACAAGAAGAACGUCACGUUGACACUUGAAACAACAAGCAAUGCGUUGUGCGAUAUAUCGGUUGCACUCGAGCUGCAGAGAGAGCUGUUGGCUAUGGAUUUCAAGACUCUCGUCCUUUUGGAAGAGGCACAAGGAUACUCCGUGGAGACGAGAGACAAUAAGACACCCCUUUCUCAUCUAUUUCAGACAGCAGAGGCGUAUCGCCAAGCCGCACUGCUCCAGCUUUACUUGACUUUCCACGAUCUUGAUACCAAACAUAAAGAGGGGCAGGAUAAUUCACUUCUUGCCAACACAUCACCUGAUAACGCCGUCAAUGUGACAUCUGGAGACAAGACAUAUCGUGCAAGGUUUCUCGCCAGUUUCACCUUGCAACUUGUGGCCAUACUUGAGAAGAUUCCGGCUGAGUCAGGCUCCAAAUUCAUCCAUCCCAUGCUGUAUCUCUCUGCAGCCGCCGGACUCAGAUUUAGUCACUUGGGAUCGCAAGACGGCUCGAGGGUCGAGAACUGGGCUUCAUUUGAUCUUACCCAGUCGGCAUCCUGUCUUCUUCCAGAUUUAUCUCUAGAUACAACAAACCCAGCACUCGCUUCAUAUGCGUCCAUUCCGCAAUUAGCUCUUGAGUUAUCUCAGGCAAGAUGUCUUGUCUGGGCCAGGCUUGGCAACAUUCAACAAGCGCUACCAUACAGAGCUAGCGAUAGUAUAUGUCAGCUUGUCAAGACUAUUUGGUCAGAAUACGACAACUCUCAGCCAGGCAGUACCGACAUACAUUGGCUCGAGGUUUUGAGAAGGACAGGGCUAGAAAUGCCUGGAUAG
Messenger RNA from Fusarium mangiferae, 2130 nucleotides. RefSeq lists its product as uncharacterized. Gene Ontology annotation, biological process: positive regulation of transcription by RNA polymerase II. The record is from RefSeq and is a predicted model, not a curated record. Lineage: Eukaryota; Fungi; Ascomycota; Sordariomycetes; Hypocreales; Nectriaceae. The transcript is spliced from 2 exons. Gene Ontology annotation, cellular component: nucleus. The coding region runs from base 1 to 2130 and encodes 709 amino acids. Gene Ontology annotation, molecular function: DNA-binding transcription factor activity; transcription cis-regulatory region binding.